This is a messenger RNA of Pygoscelis adeliae (Adelie penguin), 2055 nucleotides long. It is a transcript of the gene FERMT1, whose product is annotated as fermitin family member 1. Lineage: Eukaryota; Metazoa; Chordata; Aves; Sphenisciformes; Spheniscidae. Bases 22 to 2055 code for a protein of 677 amino acids. Gene Ontology annotation, cellular component: focal adhesion. The record is from RefSeq and is a predicted model, not a curated record. The transcript has 14 exons. Gene Ontology annotation, biological process: cell-matrix adhesion; integrin-mediated signaling pathway. Gene Ontology annotation, molecular function: integrin binding.
GCUUACAUAGACCUUUGCAAAAUGAUUUCCUCAAGUGAAUAUGGGUCUCAUUCCUGGGAGCUUUUGGUGACAGUUGAUCAUCAGCAUGAAGAGGUACAAAAGGAAUUUUUACUGCGGGUCACAGGGGACCUUCAUAUUGGAGGAGUGAUGCUGAAAUUAGUAGAACAAAUCAAAAUAUCACAAGAUUGGUCAGACUAUGCCCUUUGGUGGGAGCAAAAAAAAUGUUGGCUUCUGAAAACCCACUGGACACUCGAUAAAUGCGGGGUGCAGGCAGAUGCUAAGCUGUUCUUUACUACUCAGCACAAAAUGCUGCGGCUUCGCUUGCCAAACAUGAAGACUGUGAGACUGAAAGUCAGCUUCUCUUCUGUGGUAUUCAAAGCUGUCAGUGACAUCUGCAAAAUUCUCAAUAUUAGACGGUCAGAAGAACUCUCUUUGUUGAAGCAAUCAGAAGAUGCACUCAAAAAGAAAAAGAAAAAAGACAAGAACAGCAAAGAACCAGUUACAGAAGAUAUUUUAAACCUGUGCAACUCUCCAGUGAGUUCUGGAUUAUCAGGAAGUCCAGGUUUAUAUAGUAAAACCAUGACACCCGUUUAUGAUCCCAUCAGUGGGACACCAGCAUCUUCUACAAUCACGUGGUUCAGCGACAGUCCCUUGACUGAGCAGAACUGCAGCAUCCUCGCCUUCAGUCAUCCCAACUGUUCUCCAGAAACACUAGCAGAGAUGUACCAGCCUCGGACUUUAGCUGACAAAGCCAAACUCAAUGCAGGCUGGCUAGAUUCAUCUCGAUCACUUAUGGAACAAGGCAUUCUGGAGGACGAUCAACUUCUUUUACGCUUUAAAUAUUACACUUUCUUUGAUUUGAAUCCAAAAUAUGAUGCAGUGCGAAUAAACCAAAUAUAUGAACAAGCCCGUUGGGCCAUCCUCUUAGAAGAAAUUGACUGCACAGAGGAAGAAAUGCUGAUCUUCGCUGCACUACAGUAUCAUGUAAACAAGUUAUCAUUAUCAUCAGAGGCACAAGAUUUCACCUGUGAAUCAGAAGUAGAUGAAGUAGAAGCUGCACUUUCUAAUCUGGAAGUGACACUGGAAGGUGGAAACACAAGUAACGCUCUGGAGGACAUCACAGACAUCCCGAAACUUGCUGAUAAUCUCAGGCUAGUUAGGCCCAGGAAGCUGUCACUCAAAGCUAUCAAGCCAUAUUGGUUUGUCUUUAAAGACACUUCAGUAUCUUAUUUUAAAAACAAGGAAUCCGCACAGGGAGAACCUAUUGAGAAACUAAACCUAAAAGGAUGUGAAGUUGUACCAGAUGUAAAUGUUGCAGCGAAGAAGUUUGGAAUCAAAUUACUAAUUCCUGUUGCUGAUGGCAUGAAUGAAGUAUAUUUAAGAUGCGAAAACGAGAAUCAAUAUGCUCGGUGGAUGGCUGCUUGCGUUUUAGCCUCAAAAGGUAAAACGAUGGCCGAUAGCUCUUAUCAUCCCGAGGUCCACAAGAUCCUUUCAUUUCUAAAGAUGAAGAACUGGGCCAUGUCUCCCCAGGCUGUCUCUGAUCCAGAAAGCAUAGAUAUGAAACCAGAAUGCUUCGUCUCACUACGUUAUACCAAAAAAUACAAGUCCAAGCAGUUGGCUGCUCGUAUUCUGGAAGCCCACCAAAAUGUAUGCCAGAUGCCCCUAGUGGAGGCCAAGCUGCGUUUUAUUCAAGCAUGGCAGUCCCUCCCCGAGUUUGGCUUAUCCUACUACAUUGUAAGGUUUAAAGGCAGCAAAAAGGAUGAUAUGCUUGGGGUGUCCUAUAACAGGCUGAUACGAAUAGAUAUAGCCACAGGAGAUCCUAUCACAACGUGGAGGUUCUCCAACAUGAAGCAGUGGAAUGUGAACUGGGAAAUACGCCAGGUUGCAAUCGAGUUUGAUCAGAAUGUAUCUAUCGCUUUCACGUGCCUGAGCGCAGACUGCAAAAUCAUCCAUGAGUAUAUUGGGGGCUACAUCUUCUUGUCAACCCGCUCCAAGGACCAGAAUGAAACACUGGACGAAGAUCUAUUCCAUAAAUUAACUGGAGGUCAGGAAUGA